CGCCACCACCAUCCUCAAGCGUCGAGCGGGACACUAGGACUACUUCCUCUACCGCGGGCGGCCGUACCUCGAGAUGCUGGCUCACCCGGAUAACUGGACCGGCUGGAUCCACCAGGUUGGCAUCGUCCCGUGCGGCGAUGGCGACGACAGCUGCACCGUCGCCGCGCUCAUUCCCCACAUACACAACCCAGGCAACAACUUCCUGCUCCACGUGUUCGACACCAGAACACAGGUCUGGACCUCCAAGAAGCUGCAUGUCAAGUCGCCGCAGCGGGAUUUCCCAGUGAAGAUGCUCAUGGAGCGUGAUCACCAACAUAAGGCAUCAUCUUUUGCGACAUGCUCCGUGGCAUGCCGGUGCCACUUUGCGAUGAAGCAGAUCAAUGCUUCUGAUUCGUCCGAAGAAGACAGGUCACUACUCCCGGAUGGAAAGCUGGACUAUCGCCAGGUGGACGCAGACCUGAGUGAUUCUUAUGAUGACUGGCACAAGGAAUGCACACUCCAAGCAUUUGAUGUCACCAUCGACGGGCACACCGAAUCUGAGCUGCUACCGGACGCUGGUGAUGACCAGGAGCUGCGAGGCUUGCAGAACCUAAUUGUGUCUGGCCCCUAUUUUGGCAGCGAUAAUUCUAGCGAUAUUAUUUACCUGACUGCCAGGGUGAAAUUCUUGCACCCUAACUCAUGGGUUCUAGCUGUCGAUAUCAAAAACACAAAGUUUCUUUGUAGCUCAGGCUACAUGGAACCUCUUAUCCUCAACCCUUCAGCCUUGGUUUGAGAUCCGUAUUCUCCAACUAACUUACAACAAGCAGAUUUUUCUGUGUAUGAACUUCAAACUUUGCAGAUUGAACAAACAUUAGAACAUCAAUGUGUGAAAAAACUUUCAGAUUUUUUGGUCUGAUAUAAAUAUAGUAAAUGAGAUUUUUUUUGACAAAAAAUAUUAUUUUAAGCAUUUAAAAUGCAUGAAAAAUCUGAAGGUUUUUUCCCAGAUUGUAGUUAGAAUGUAUUGUUGUUCUGCAAAGUUUGAAGUUUAUAUGUUGUGUCAUUUGAGAGAAACAAAAAAGACAAAUACGUGUAAAGUGUGCUUAAGUCUGGUCCUCUACCCGAAGGAUUUCCCUGUGUAGACGCAACCUAUUGCACUUCCAGCAUGACUAAGUGUAUCAGUUAACCGUCCAGCUGGUAAUUACUGAAUGUACUAGCAGUCCAUC
Messenger RNA from Aegilops tauschii subsp. strangulata, 1202 nucleotides. The record is from RefSeq and is a predicted model, not a curated record. Lineage: Eukaryota; Viridiplantae; Streptophyta; Magnoliopsida; Poales; Poaceae.